AUGGUGGGCAAGAAGUCCGGGAAGGCUCUCCUUCGGGAUGAAGGCCUCGAAAGGACGGAUAACAACAUGGACCUCUCCAGCUGGCCUGUGAUCCCCGCAAUCAACCAGAAAAACUACUACACUGACUACCUCAAGCGCGACGACCAGUACUUGGCGUUCAGGUUGCAAAAUGAAGAAAAUCGGAAUCGGAUGGCUAAAAACGCCAAAGACCGCGAUCGUGCCCUUGCGAUGGCAAAGACAAAUGACUUUGGGAUACCCGAAGCGGACACGGAGAUGGAUGGCGACGCAAACAUGGAGGAUGCGGAGGAUGCGGCUACGGAGACAUUGGGCUCGAAAGUCGUCGUCAUCCAUGUCGGCAGCCAGAAUCUUCGCAUUGGCCUGUCUAGUGAUGCGCUGCCGAAAACUCUGCCUAUGGUAAUCGCGCGGAAAUCAACUACUAGCGAAUCCGAAGAUCAUGAGGAGCCUUGCCCGAAGAGGUUGAAGCUGGAUGAUGGCUCUGAAAUGGAGCCGGAGAAGAAAUUUGGCCCUGAGUUCUCUUCACAAUAUACAACCAUGUCAGCAGACUUGAAAACACAUAUGCGACAGAACAAACGUCGAACCCUGCCAAACUCUAAGGAAAUGGUAAUCAACUAUAACCGCCGAACAGUACCGGAGACCAUCUCAGAACAUAAUGAUCCGAUGCGAGUCGAAUGGACCGAAAUUCCGGACCCAGCGCCCGAGUACAUAGUGGGACAGCCAGCCUUGCGGAUACCCGACGAGUCAAAACCCCGCUAUAAGCUUUUCUGGCCUAUGAAGUAUGGUUGGUGUAAUGAGAAGGAUUAUGAUAACAAGCGGCUUUUGUUCUUGGAUAUUUCUAUCAUCCUUGAAGACGCGAUCAAGACUCAGCUGGGCCUCACAAGCAAGAAAGACUGGCCGCAGUACUCCUGCGUGUUUGUCAUCCCAGAUCUCUUCGAAAAGUCAUAUGUUACCCAGAUUCUUGAUAUGCUCAUGAGUGAGUACUCGUUUGCUCGUGUUUGCUUCAUCCAAGAGAGUCUUGCCGCUACCUUUGGUGCUGGAUUCACCUCAGCCUGCGUCGUUGAUAUUGGUGCGCAAAAGACAUCAAUAUGUUGCGUUGAGGAAGGAAUGUGCAUCGAAAAUUCGCGUGUGAACCUGAAAUAUGGCGGAGCGGAUAUGACUGAGCUAUUCGUCAAGAUGAUGCUCUACGAUCACUUCCCCUACGAAGAAAUCAACUUAUGGCGUAGGUAUGAUUUCCUGCUAGCUGAGGAGCUGAAGAAGAGCAUCUGCACCAUGAACGAAGCGAGUGUUUCGGUACAGGUCUUCGAUUUCCAUCUUCGGGUUGCUGGCCAAGACACCCGGAAGUAUACAUUCAAAGCAUACGACGAAGUGCACCUUGCUCCAAUGGGCGUUUUCCACCCGACCUUGUUUGACAACUCAAAUAAACUCAAUGGGCGACGAAAAUUGAUUACUCGUUCCAAGGAUAUCUAUGAUAGCCAACCAAAUGACCCAACUUCCGCCGCCCAGUCGGAAAUCCUGACGAUGCUUGCUCCUCCAUCUUCUAGCAACCAAGUCAACGGCGACUCCCAGGCGAGCACUGUGGACGUACAAGCAACUCCUAGCCGGUCGCAGCAGCCGAAUGCUCUCAGCCGUGUACAGGACGCCGAGGCCACCCCCCGAUCGUCUGUUGCCGGUUCCCCAGUACCAGAGGGCACACCACAAGCGGGGGGUGCCGCUACUCCUGCACCUGCUGGACAAAGCCAAAACACAUCUCAGCCACGUGAGCCCACCGUCGAGGAGCGCGACGAUAUCCUCCCGUCAUACCCCUUGGACAAGGCAAUUCUAGCCUCGAUCGUACAUGCCGCCCGCUCAGACGAGCGGAAGAUGCGCGAUUUCCUCGGUGGAAUCAUGGUUGUUGGUGGAGGAAGCAUGGUCAACAACUUCCAUUUGUUCUUAGAAGAACGACUUCAACUACUUCAGCCAGGUUUUGCGAAGGAAAUCAUGAUUGGUACACCUCCAAGAGAUCUUGAUCCGCAGGUUGUCGUGUGGAAGGGCGCCAGCAUAUUUGGGAAACUCAGUGGGACGAACGAUAGCUGGAUUAACCAGCUAGAAUAUGAUCGCCUAGGACACCGUCUGCUCGCAUACAAGUGCAUGUGGGCUUAUUGA
This is a messenger RNA of Aspergillus puulaauensis, 2160 nucleotides long. It is a transcript of the gene ARP8, whose product is annotated as putative chromatin remodeling complex subunit (Arp8). Lineage: Eukaryota; Fungi; Ascomycota; Eurotiomycetes; Eurotiales; Aspergillaceae. The record is from RefSeq and is a predicted model, not a curated record. Gene Ontology annotation, biological process: regulation of DNA-templated transcription; double-strand break repair. The coding region runs from base 1 to 2160 and encodes 719 amino acids. The transcript is spliced from 4 exons. Gene Ontology annotation, cellular component: Ino80 complex.